Molecule: messenger RNA, 711 nt
Organism: Medioppia subpectinata
Lineage: Eukaryota; Metazoa; Arthropoda; Arachnida; Sarcoptiformes; Oppiidae
Source: the annotation of a GenBank genome assembly
AUGAAACCAGAGGAAUGUGCCGAAGGCCGGCUGACGAGCUCGUGCGACCGGGGGCUCCGCCAAUACCCGCACCGAUACCCCACACCACGAUUUCACACCGCAAUGCCAUUCAAGCGUAACCCUAUGGACAUCACGCACGAGCACCGGAUGCGCGAAUGGGUUGGCUGGCUUUACCCCAGUAGCCAACUAAAUCGGCGCCAUUAUGACAUGUUGGGCCACUCGGCGUUUAUGACCGCUUACUUUUACCCGGAGCCAAUCGCCGAGUCGAGGUACGGCGACAUUCUCAAAAUAUUUAUUCACUUUUUUAUCAUUGACGAUCACACGGACAACCCGAGCUAUGGCGAUGUGCGCCGGCGCGUAGAUGAGGGUCGACUGGUUUGGGGCCAGUUUAGGGCCAUGUUUGACGAGUUGGCCGGAGCCCGGGUGCCGAUGAACGAGUGGAAGUCCUAUGUGGUGGGUGUGUAUCCCGUGUACAAAGAGGUGUACCAGGCGUUGGAUGCGGACCAGCGGCUGAGGUAUGUCGACGAGUGGCAGAAAUAUUGCGACGGCUGUCAGGAGGAGAACGAGGCGCUGAGCAAAAUGACCGAUUUUACCCCGAUCACUCUCCAACAAUAUUGGAGUAUACGUGUUAAAUCGAUCGGAAUCCGGCCCAGCAUACAACUACUCGAGUACUUAUACGAGUUUCAUAUACCCAAUUGGGAGCACCCGGAU